Messenger RNA from Lingula anatina, 2738 nucleotides. RefSeq names its product guanine nucleotide exchange factor C9orf72. Gene Ontology annotation, biological process: autophagy; endocytosis. Gene Ontology annotation, molecular function: guanyl-nucleotide exchange factor activity. The record is from RefSeq and is a predicted model, not a curated record. Lineage: Eukaryota; Metazoa; Brachiopoda; Lingulata; Lingulida; Lingulidae. Gene Ontology annotation, cellular component: autophagosome; endosome.
GUCAAAUGUAAACCCGAUCUUAGUUUCUUACGCUUCCAUCACGGGAGAGCCGAGACACCAAAACAAAAUUUGUUAGAAGCACAGAGUUGCGGUGACGGUCAGUGCGUCCCACAGUAUUACGGAUCGAACAAUGACAAAGGCAAUGUAGGUAUUGUGUUUCUACAAUACAGUUACAUGAACAUGUACAGUACAUGUAGUACUAACACACUGUAACUGUAUUUUGGAAAAAAAGUAUGCUCUACACAGCCGUCACUGGUAAAGCAGAUUCCUUGAGCACAGUUUGAGCUGAUAGAGGAUUGUACUCAAACAACUACUAGUGGAUAUACCUGUGGCAUUCCAUAUCAAUGAGGCCUGACUGGACUGCUCAGUUUCUUUAUCGAGAAGACAUAACACUUUUACUUCUGAAUUAUUUGCUGUUCUCAACAAUUGUUCUGACAUUUGUGAUAUUUUUGAUGAUCCUGACCCAAGCCUCAUCAGAUGGUGAUGAUCCAUAUCUUGAUGCAUUUGCCAUUAUGGCAUUGAUGGGUACAUCUUUCUUUAUAUCUAAUCUACUGCUUGCACGAUAUAUGGUCCAGGCUAUGAUAGUGAGCAAGGAGAUACGUCGCAUAAGGAUUUGAAGAUAGUCCAUACAUACUAUAAUUUUUUAUUUCAGAUACAUCAGUACCAUUGCAAUAUCAUGACAUCAACUGAAAGAACAGUGGGGAUGGCAGACACUUUUAAGGACUGUGAUACUAAAAGCAUGGAGGACAUUGAUGAGGAAAUGGAGUCCCUAAGCAUUAAACCUAGUGAGGAUGAAUCAGAACUUAUAGUGGAUGGCUUCAUGGUCAGUGGCACUUUCACAGAUGUAGCAAGUAACCAGUGUAGGACGCCAGUUAUUCCUAGUUUUGAAGAGAGUAGUGACACUCUGGUAGAGGGCCCUGACAGUAGGGCUAUCAGCCCUGUUGGACAUAGCCUCACUGCAACAAAGCUCAAAGUGAGCUCUUCCAAUCUGAUCCAAGCAGUGGUUUUGUCACUAUGGGACAACAUUGUAGGACCAAGGAUACUUCAUGUGUGGAAAGGGGAAGCGUGCAAUGAAACUGUAGAAACUUUUAAAUACCUUUCCAUUUACACACUGAAUGGUGAAAUAUGCCGUGAUUUAACCUGUGGAGGUAUAGACACCAAAUUUUACGUGAUGUCUCGCAGAAAACUGUGCGUUUUAGCACUGAUUUUUGGGGCAAAGGGCAAAUGUGGACCAAGUGUGCACUGUCUCUCUGUUGUCAUGUCUAGUAAUGAUUUACAGAAAUAUGUCACUUGGCAGCGUACUCUUCAUGCUUGGCUCAAGAGGAGAAUAGCAGUCCUCCGGGUGUUAAUGGAAAAGGAUGAGUAUGACAAAGGCAUACAUUUUCUGAAUGCCUCCAUUAAUAAAACCAUGAGGAUGCUUCAGUCUUUGCAGUUGGAUGGCUUGCCUUCUUGCAUCAAGCUGGAAGAUACUUAUUUUUACAACGAAGAUUCUUCAAAGGAUUUUUUGCUUAGAAAAUCUAUCACUUCUCAUCUCAUGACUUGUGGACGAAGUGUUGUCACUGGCACAGUUGACAGUGAAAUUAAUAAAAUGGUUUCCACUUUGGCUUUGUUCAAUACUUCAGCUGAGAGACAGUGCAGUAGAUUUUGUAGCCAUGAGAGAAAUUGGCCAUACCACCAUGAUCUAUGUGUGCAAGGAUGGCUUCCUCCUUCAUACAAUCUGAGGCAGUCAGUAUUGGAUAAGAUUCCAUUGGGAGAGAUGCAAUGUGCUGAAUAUCCUACAUCCAUAAUUGAUGUAAAGACACACGAGGUCAGACAGACACUACCUGUAAAUGAACACCACACAAGACGGCACGAUUUCUUAUCACAAGAGGUCACUCAUCCUUACUCAAAACAUGAUGUCAAAUAUCCAGAGAAAAAUAUUCUUGACAACCUCCAGUACCCAGAAAACUUGGUGCACAGAUUUAUGAAAGAAUUAUUUGCAAUUCCUGUUGGACUGAGGCUUUCAUUCAUACAGCUUUUCAUCAGGACCAUAGAAAGAAAAGCUUUGGUCCUUAUUAAGAGUGCAGAGGUAGACAGUGACCAAGGAAGGUCAGCACCAAAGACAAAUCCCAGGAAGUUGCGUCAAGAUUUAGGACUUCAAUUAGAGGGAGACUUCAGAAUAGUUUUAGCAAUGGCAGAAAAAUUAAAACCAGGCAUAUAUACCUAUCUGCUAGGUGACUCACUCAAUCAUGAGCUAGCAAGAAAUAUUUCUUUGUAUUCAGUUUGACAGCUGAAAAUGUGAUCAAAAUUAAUAUGAAGGAAAAAAAUUACAUUUCCAGUCACAUUCCCAGUUUAUUUGAUUACCUUUGUUUUUAUGGUACUUUUUGCAUUUCAUGUAGUUUUCAAUUUGGGUGCACAAAAUUAUUUCUUAUUUUUUCAUAGUGCCUCUGGUCAAGGCUAAGGCACAAAAUGAUUAUAUAUUCUACUUAAGAUUGAGUGUUUUGAUAUUGAUGUUGUAGUUUAAUGUUAAACAUACUAGUUCAAGGCAAGAAGCAUGUUUCAAAUUUAAGAUAUUAAUAGAAAAUAAUUUAUAUUGUUUAAUAUUGUUUUUCUUUUCUCUUUUUCUUUUUUCUUUUUCUUUUAUUAUUUUUUGAUUACGUUUUUUAUGUCUCUAGGUCAUGCCACGUCUUGUCUAAAAAUGUACUUUUUUGUGCAAAGUGAAGAUGCAAGCAAAGCAAAUAAAACGUUUGACCACGUGA